CCCAAGACCACAUACCCAGUGAGAACAUGGGGGUAUGAAGGUCAACAGCUGCCAUGCAUGAUGGGUUAAAGCUUUCAAUCCUUAGAGCAAAAACACCAGUGUCAAUCGAGCCCAUCGGAACCCACUAAGCCACCCUGAACCAUGUCAAGGACCUCUGGAGGAGACAAACUACUUAAUGAACUUGGCUACAAGUUGGGCCAGACCCUAGGUGAGGGCAGUUACUCCAAGGUGAGGGUGGCCACCUCAACCAAGUACAAGGGCCCACUAGCCAUCAAGGUGGUUGAUCGGCGUCGGGCACCCCCAGACUUUGUACACAAGUUUCUCCCCCGGGAGCUCUCCAUCCUGCGAGUGAUUCGGCAUCCCAAUAUCGUGCGAGUUUUUGAGUUCAUUGAAGUCUGCAAUGGGAAACUGUACAUUGUGAUGGAAGCAGCAUCCACUGACCUGCUCCAGCUGGUGCAGCGGCUGGGGAAACUACCCUGUGCUCCUGAAGCCCGGGACAUCUUUGGACAAAUUGUGAGUGCUGUGCGCUACCUACAUGACCGCAAUCUGGUGCAUCGGGAUCUCAAGUGCGAGAAUGUGCUGCUUACCUCUGAUGGCCGCCGGGCAAAGCUCACUGACUUUGGCUUCGGUAAGGAGGCGCAUGGCUACCCUGACCUGAGCAGCACUUACUGUGGAUCAGCUGCCUAUGCCUCGCCUGAGGUGCUCCUGGGUAUCCCCUAUGAUGCCAAGAAGUAUGAUGUGUGGAGCCUGGGUGUGGUUCUGUAUGUGAUGGUAACUGGCUGCAUGCCCUUUGAUGACACCCACAUUCAUAGCAUGCCCCGGCGCCAAAAAAAGGGGGUCCUGUACCCAGAUGGUCUGCCCCCCUUGCCUGAAGCCUGCAAAGCUCUCAUUGCCCAGCUGCUCCAGUUCAGUCCAGCCUCCCGGCCUGGGUUGGGACAGGUAGCCAAGAACAGCUGGCUGAAAGGGGACAUCUAAAAAGAGAAAUGUUCCCUCACUACAUUCCAGCCCUAGGACCAUGUUCAGGGUCAGUUCAAGGCACUGAACUUGUGCUGCUGCUGUGAGGGAAGAAAGCUCAUGAAAGGGAUAUUUGACAAUGUGGAAAUGGAGAUGGAACUAGGGCCAUGUAGAGGUGCAACCGCCACAUGACAUUAAUAGCAGGAUUUCAAGUCACAAUGAGACCAUAUGGUGCUUAGAGGAAACUGUUAACGAAGCAACCAUCUUAUGAAGCUGUUACAGGUUAAGUUUCAAAGGGCAGUGACCAUGUUGAGCAAGUGACAAGAAUGAAGAAAGUGGCUACUCAAAGAAAUACUGACUGCAUAGAAUACAAGACUAUCACCAGUUUAGCAGCGGAAGCAGGGAGGGGAGGGCACCCCUGCAGGCAACUGCGGGAUUUUGCUGCAGAGUCUGAUGUUGCCAGUCUGGGGUGAAGUGGUGGGAUAGAUGGCAGCAGACAACUUUGCGGACAAUAAUAAACUCUGAAGCUCCCAUGUAGCCGCCUUUUUGUGGUGCUCCCUGUUUCUUUUCUUCCAAGCCUCUGAAUGAGUUACCCUGUAGCCUUUA
Gavialis gangeticus (Gharial) is the source of this 1560-nucleotide messenger RNA. RefSeq names its product testis-specific serine/threonine-protein kinase 6-like. Lineage: Eukaryota; Metazoa; Chordata; Crocodylia; Gavialidae. The transcript has a single exon. The record is from RefSeq and is a predicted model, not a curated record. Gene Ontology annotation, biological process: microtubule cytoskeleton organization; intracellular signal transduction; protein phosphorylation. Gene Ontology annotation, molecular function: tau-protein kinase activity; protein serine/threonine kinase activity; ATP binding. The coding region runs from base 142 to 975 and encodes 277 amino acids. Gene Ontology annotation, cellular component: cytoplasm.